CGCAAGGAGGCGUCAACAUUGUCGCUAGCGUCCCCACAAGACGUUUCGCCCUUACGCGCGUCAGUGCGGGUGUCACCGAUGCAGUCGGAUGCCCUACAACAGUGGUCGGAAUCUAACGAAUCCAUAACAGGACAAUGCGGACUAACCGAACUUUCAGGAACACACGGGUCCCUCGAAGGACCACGCGAAGAAAUGGAACACUUAUCUCGCACGACCAUACUCUCCCGGCAAGAAAGUCACCUCAGUGAGCAGGGAACAUCUUCUUCGAAGAGCGUUGACAUGCAUAAGAUUAAGACCAAGCAAGAACAACAGCAUAGUCUUCUCCAACAUACGAGCUGUGAUCGAGUUUCUCAAGUGCAAC
Molecule: messenger RNA, 361 nt
Organism: Amoebophrya sp. A25
Lineage: Eukaryota; Dinophyceae; Syndiniales; Amoebophryaceae
Source: the annotation of a GenBank genome assembly